Lactuca sativa (garden lettuce) is the source of this 1878-nucleotide messenger RNA. Its product is annotated as serine carboxypeptidase-like 42. The record is from RefSeq and is a predicted model, not a curated record. Gene Ontology annotation, molecular function: serine-type carboxypeptidase activity. NCBI's taxonomy places the organism in Eukaryota, Viridiplantae, Streptophyta, Magnoliopsida, Asterales, Asteraceae. Gene Ontology annotation, biological process: proteolysis.
CUCUCUCUCUCUCUCUCUCUCUUCCUGUGAUUUCUCUCUCUAUAACAAACACACUUAUUAUAAGAAAAGCUGCCAAAGCCUUAAAAUCGUGACGCUUCACAUUGUUAACAUUUUGCUACAUAUCCACUGGAACUGUUCCGUUUCUGAUGUUCAAGUAUUUCAAAGUUCACAUGUUUAUCCUUAACGGAUUUCAUUUAUGAACACCCACACUUCAUAAUCAUUCUGUUUCACUUUCUAUUAGUUUAUAGAGAAGAGAUACGAUUUACAAGGUAGGUUUUAUUUGACUUCGAGUUUUCUGAGAUGGGUGUUGGAUGGUUGUCUAUGGCGGCGGCGGCGGUUGUAGUGACGGUGCUGCUAGUAGGCGGUGUAAAUGGUUUUCCGGCGGAGGAUCUGGUGGUGAAAUUGCCCGGACAACCAGAUGUUAGUUUCAGACAGUAUGCUGGGUAUGUAGACGUGGAUGUGAAGGCUGGGAGGAGUUUGUUCUAUUACUUCGUUGAAGCCGACAAGGAUGCUGAUCGUAAACCCCUCACUCUUUGGCUCAAUGGAGGCCCAGGUUGCUCAUCUAUGGGUGGAGGAGCCUUCACCGAGUUGGGUCCAUUUUUUCCACAAGGUAAUGGCCGGGGCCUACGCAUAAAUAAAAAAUCAUGGAAUAAAGCAUCAAAUUUAUUAUUCGUGGAGUCUCCAGCGGGGGUAGGAUGGUCAUACUCGAACACAUCCUCAGAUUACACAACAGGCGAUGCCAACACGGCAAGGGAUAUGCAUACAUUCUUGAUGUAUUGGUACAAAAAGUUUCCAUCUUUCAGAUCACGAGAUUUAUACCUAACAGGCGAAAGUUAUGCAGGCCAUUACAUACCACAACUGGCUAUUGCCCUUUUGGACCAUAAUGCCCAUUCUACUGGUUUCAAGUUCAAAAUCAAAGGAGUCGCUAUUGGUAACCCGCUUCUUAAACUUGAUCGCGAUGUGCCAGCUGUAUACGAGUAUUACUGGUCACAUGGGAUGAUAUCAGAUGAGAUUGGUCUUACUAUUAUGAAUGGAUGCAGUUUUGAAGAUUACACGUUUGCUUCACCUCACAAUGAAUCUGUUGCAUGUAACAAUGCCCUUUCUCAAGCAAAUAGCGUAAUUGGUGAUUAUAUUAAUAAUUAUGAUGUCAUUCUUGAUGUUUGCUAUCCAUCACUAGUAGAACAAGAACUUCGUUUGAAGAAAACGGUGACGAAGAUGAGUUUUGGAGUUGAUGUGUGCAUGAGCCUUGAAAGACGAUUCUAUUUUAACCUUCCAGAGGUUCAACAGGCUCUCCAUGCUAAUCGAACCAAGUUGCCCUACUCCUGGAGUAUGUGCAGUGGAGUUCUAAAUUACAACGACAAUGAUGGAAACAUCAACAUUCUCCCUUUGCUUAAAAGAAUCAUCCAAAACAAAAUCCCCGUUUGGAUUUUCAGUGGGGAUCAAGAUUCUGUAGUUCCAUUGCUUGGAUCAAGAACACUUGUACGUGAAUUAGCUCACGAAUUAGAAUUCCCGAUUACUGUUCCAUACGGAGUGUGGUUCCAUAAAGGCCAGGCUGGAGGUUGGGUGACUGAAUAUGGAAAGCUACUUACAUUUGCAACAGUGAGAGGUGCGGCUCAUAUGGUGCCAUAUGCACAACCGUCACGUGCUCUGCAUUUGUUUAGUUCAUUUAUUCGUGGUUCAAGACUCCCCAACAACACACGUCCUUCUAUUGAGGACUAAAAAAACACUAGAUUAAAUUUUAGAUUUUUAAGUUAUGUUUUUCUGGAUUAUUCAUGUGGCCGAAGGCAAGAAAAAAUUUGACUCGGGUAAUUUUCGUAAUGUAAGAACAAAAAAGGAGUUGAGUUAUAUAUCACAAGCCAUUGUGGUUAAAUUGAACAA